This is a messenger RNA of Phaedon cochleariae (mustard beetle), 2109 nucleotides long. The record is from the annotation of a GenBank genome assembly. NCBI's taxonomy places the organism in Eukaryota, Metazoa, Arthropoda, Insecta, Coleoptera, Chrysomelidae.
GAAGCAUUUCAUGAUUACCACAAACGUUCAAUGGUGAAUUAAAUGAAAACAAAACAGUAGUUGAAUAUAAAAGAAAUACAUAGCAAUUUAUUAAAGUGAUUAAAAUGGGCAGUGUCAGGUGCAGUCUCACUACUGUGGGAAAAUAUACAUUCAUAGCAAGAAAUACCAAACUACAGCAUGGUAUAUUAUCGACGGUGUACACGAAACACCAGCCGGACCACAGAGGCAUCUGCACGAGCGUCAUCCUGCUGAAGACGGCGACCGGCGAGCCGCCUUCGGGCACUCACCCGCCCCCCACCAAGGAGCCCUCGGGCGGCAACGGCAAAAACAAGAACACGCUGUCGUGCCCGAAGUGCGGUGACCCGUGCACGCACGUCGAGACUUUCGUCAGCUCGACGCGGUUCGUCAAGUGCGAGAAGUGCCACCACUUUUUCGUCGUGCUCAGCGAGGUGGAUAGUAAAAAGAAGGAGGGGGUCGACGCGAAGACGGGGCAGUACAGGAAGCCGCCGCCGCCUCCCAAGAAGAUAUACGACUAUUUGAAUAAGCACGUGGUCGGGCAGGAGUACGCCAAAAAGGUGUUAUCAGUAGCAGUAUACAAUCAUUACAAAAGGAUAUACAAUAAUAGUCCCAAUCAACCUUUCAACCUGAGGCAAGAUAUGGCUGUGAUGGAACAAGGUCCACAAAAUGUUACUCAUAGAGAUUCACCUCACAUCACUGGUUUGGGUAACGCAACUUUGGGAAUGAAUUUCGGAGCAUUUGAAUCUUCGUUGGGUCCCAGAACCACACAACCAACCGGUUCUGAUAUACUGGAGAGGACUUCACAUGAACUAAAAUUGGAAAAAAGCAAUAUUUUGUUAUUGGGUCCGACCGGUUCAGGUAAAACCCUUCUAGCGCAGACUAUAGCUCAAUGUCUCGAUGUGCCCUUCGCGAUUUGCGAUUGCACGACCCUAACGCAAGCGGGCUAUGUGGGCGAAGACAUCGAGAGUGUCGUUGGAAAAUUGCUUCAAGACGCCGGCUACAACGUGGAGAAGGCGCAAGUCGGAAUAGUGUUCCUAGACGAAGUUGAUAAAAUCGGUGCUGUUCCCGGUAUCCAUCAGCUGAGAGAUGUUGGAGGUGAAGGGGUCCAACAAGGCAUGCUGAAAAUGCUAGAAGGCACAGUGGUGAACGUUCCUGAGCGAAAUUCUCCUCGAAAACUCCGAGGUGAAACCAUUCAAGUGGACACAACAAAUAUCCUUUUCGUCGCCAGCGGUGCCUAUAACGGCUUGGAGAGGCUCAUACAACGGAGAAAUAAUGAAAAUUAUCUAGGUUUUGGAGCUCCUGUUUCAAGUAGUAAGGGUAGGAGAGCAGUGGCACAAGAAGCAACUAUGCAUCAGUCAUCUCAGAGCGCUGCAGAAGAGAACGCAGAAAAAGAUUCUGCCCUAAGGCAAGUUCAAGCCAGAGAUCUUAUCGACUUUGGAAUGAUUCCUGAAUUUGUUGGAAGGUUUCCAGUCCUAGUACCUUUCCAUUCGUUGAACCAGAACAUGUUGGUGAGGAUAUUGACUGAGCCUAAAAAUGCCCUCAUUUCGCAGUAUCAGAGGUUACUGUCCAUGGAUCAGUGUAAUCUGAUUUUCACCCCCGAUGCUCUGAAGGCAAUUGCACAUUCGGCCAUGGAGAGGAAAACGGGAGCUCGAGGGCUGAGAGCGAUAAUGGAAUCUCUACUCCUCGAGCCGAUGUUCGAAGUGCCGGGUUCGAAUAUCGCCGAGGUCCAUGUGACUGAAGAAUACGUCAGAGGUAAGGGUGCUCCUGUUUACGUGAAGAGUGCAGAAGUCACCUCGACUUCGGAAACGACCGAAGAAGAUGAAAUCAACACGUCCAUCAGGGUGAAACAAUGAACUUCUUUUUACCGACAUUGUCGAAUUGGGAUAGAAAAUGUGAUUUUUUGAAUGCUUGAAAGCCGCGGGUAGCGGGCUCUAAAAAAUUAGAUUAUAACGUAAGAACAAAUAUUAUAUCAUGUCGAUUCGUAACUGAGAGUAUAGUUAUAAAUAAUGAAACAAAGCGAUUCAUUCAUUUUUUAAGGUGUUUUUUGAGUUUUCACUCACUUAUGAAAUAUUCCUAAAUUAUAUAAAUGAG